Messenger RNA from Cyprinodon tularosa, 3682 nucleotides. RefSeq names its product synaptotagmin III (gene syt3). Gene Ontology annotation, biological process: cellular response to calcium ion; regulation of dopamine secretion; regulation of calcium ion-dependent exocytosis. Bases 852 to 2528 code for a protein of 558 amino acids. NCBI's taxonomy places the organism in Eukaryota, Metazoa, Chordata, Actinopteri, Cyprinodontiformes, Cyprinodontidae. The record is from RefSeq and is a predicted model, not a curated record. Gene Ontology annotation, cellular component: membrane. Gene Ontology annotation, molecular function: SNARE binding; calcium ion binding; calcium-dependent phospholipid binding. The transcript has 13 exons.
UAUGUCUUUAGUACAGGCAGAGAAGGGAGAGACGGAAUAUUAGUAUUCAGAGCACAGGGAGGAAAAGAAGGAGAGGCAGAAAGCGAGCAAACGAGGGAGAGUGAGAGGGAGGGGACAGGAGGAAAAAAAAAAACACAAGGAGGGGAUGGAAAUAUAAGAGAAGAACAGGGGAAACCGAGAGGUAAAAGAGGGGAGGGGAGACAGGGAUCAUAUUGUUGGUUUCUCCCUCUCAGUCUGCCUUCACCGGUUCCUGCUCGGACAGAUGGGUAGAUGUGGAGCAGAGAGGUGCGGAAUACCCCUUUACCAGCGUCGCAUCUGAAGUGAAAACAGCGGAGGAGAGAGAGGGGAGGAAGAGCAGGAGCCCAGCGGUUCCUGCGACGCAGAAAGGUGCUCUUGUCAGCCUCCUGUCCGUGUAGAUUGGUGGAAAGGACCAACUUCACCGAUGCAUGCCAACAGGUCCUGCUGGAGCUAAAAACGUCAGCUCUGUUCACACCUUACAGCGGAGAACCAGGGUUAUGCAUUCACACCAGAGAUAAGUCUGUGUUCCUCCAUCGAAUCUGUUCACCGAGAAGCUUUUAGGCAUAGAGUGUCUUCUACCCGCCUCUGAAAUUCACCAUGACCGACAUCAACAUCAAGAGUCGAGUCCAGAAAAGGGGCAUCUCAGCCUGGUCUCUGUGACCUGCUUGGUCCGACCUGUCCUUCCUGCAUCACCUCCCCCAGCUUACACUUUUGUAAAAAGGUGGACGGGUCAGCACCGUACUUCUGCAGGGGGCCGUCCGACAGGUGAGGGCGCCGAGGGCUGGGCUGCCAUCGGCUGACUGCUGCGGUGGGAGUGCGAUGCGGAUUGGAGCAUGUCGGGGGACUGGGAUGAAGACAUGUGUAAGAAGGCGCUGAUGCUGGUGGAGGAGCUGUGCUUCAACUCCCAGUGGGGUUUCAGCCAGAAUGAACAGUGCCAGGAGUUCAGCCACAUUUGGAGGGGCGGCAACAGACUGCCGGACUCAGAAAUCUCUGUCAGCCUGCUGUCGGUCAUCGUGACAUUCUGCGGCUUCGUCCUCCUGUCUGUCUCGUUGUUCGUCUCCUGGAAGCUCUGCUGGCUGCCAUGGCGGGACAAGGAGGGCGGGGGAUUGAGUCUAACCUCAGGGCUGCUGCCCGGAACCGCAGGGCUCGGAGGGGCAACAGGGCCGAACCUUUUACCCCCUCUGCUUCAGAGGAAAGAGGGCCAGUCCUCGUCCUCGCUCUACCCCUCACUGGGGCAGCAGGGACACCCCCACUUCUCUGACAUGGUGGGGCUGGAGAGGGGGGAAGGCGGAGGGGUGGUUGGGGGGCCACAUGAGACCCAGGAACACUCAUACCUGGAUAUGGACUCCUACCCCAAUAAUGCUGGAACAUUGAAGCUGAGUCAGACGUCACCAGAUGUCCCCAACUCAGAGGGUGGAGCCCAUCCCAAUAAAGAGCUGCCCAACGCCCAUUCCCAUCAGCAGGUCACCCCACGACCCAAGCCCAUGACUCACCAGCUCUCCAGCCCUGAUUUCCACGGUGAGGAGAAGGAGCAGGUCACCUGCAUCGGGCAGAUCAAGCCAGAGCUCUACAGACCCAAAGGCGAUCAGGGUGAAGGCAAACAGGGCGACACCUGUGGCAGGAUCUGCUUCUUGCUGCGCUACGCCUUCAAUACGGAGCAGUUGGUGGUUAAGAUACUGAAAGCUCUGGACCUGCCAGCAAAGGACGCCAACGGCUUCUCCGACCCAUACGUGAAGAUUUACCUACUGCCAGACAGAAAGAAGAAAUUCCAGACAAAGGUCCACAGAAAGACCUUAAACCCAGUGUUCAACGAGACGUUCCAGUUCGGCGUGCCGCUGAACGAGCUACAUUCCAGGAAGCUGCAUUUCUCAGUGUACGACUUCGACCGCUUCUCCAGACACGACCUAAUAGGUCAGGUGGUGGUGGACAACCUGCUGGACUUCAGUGAGGGCAGCGGGGACAAACCCAUCUGGAGGGACAUCGUGGAGGGCACUGCAGAGAAGGCUGAUCUCGGGGAGCUUAAUUUCUCGCUGUGCUACCUGCCCACCGCAGGCAGACUCACCGCUACAAUCAUCAAGGCCACCAACCUCAAAGCCAUGGACCUGACGGGUUUCUCAGACCCGUACGUGAAGGCCUCUCUGAUAAGCGACGGCCGGCGGCUAAAAAAGAGGAAGACCUCCAUUAAGAAGAACACGCUGAACCCCACGUACAACGAGGCUCUGGUGUUUGACAUUCCCAAUGAAAACAUAGAGAGCGUUUCCAUCAUCAUCGCUGUGAUGGAUUAUGAUUGCAUCGGUCAUAACGAGGUUAUAGGCAUGUGUCGAGUGGGAAGCGACGCUGACGGUCCCGGGAGGGAACACUGGACAGCCAUGCUGGCAAAUCCACGGAAACCAAUAGAGCACUGGCAUCAGCUCGUUGAGGAAAAAGCGAUUGGUACUUUUGUAUCAAAGAGUGCCACAACACCCUCCCCUAAGCCGCAUAUUGUGGUGGACAGCCCCCACUCUGAUUAACACGGUCAUUAUCAUCUCUACAGCUCCAGAUUUUCCAUUUUUUUCCCUCUCCUCUCAUCUGUGAAUAAUUCUCUCCAUCAAAGACAAGAGAGACGCAGAGACGCUGCCAGUGUCCGACUGCUAGUGCCGUUCUGCUCCUGCUAAUGAAUCCUCCAACCUCUGUGCUGUAUUUGCUGAGCUAAAGGAGAGAAGGGGGGGUCCUCCAUCACGAGCUGCAGUGUGAACAUCGGACUCAAACCCUAAACACGUGCGGACAAAGACGACAUGCCCAGAACUGAUGUCAGGUGUAAAUUUGGGAUUUCCGCACACUUCCUUCUCUCCCUCUCUCUUACUCACACACACAUGCAAACACACACACAUGAAUACACAGAGUUUGUAGUAUGUGUGUAGUUCGUGUGCUCUUCAGAUAUGUGUAGUAGUUCACUCUAGAGCGUUUCUCUCUUGAAAACAAGAAAAAAAAAAAAGAAAGCCAUCUUAGAGUGGUCAUUUCAACCAGGACCAAAGCUUUGUGCACUUGUACAGACUAACAAGAGAAAAAUCUGUGUCAAAGAGUUCUAUGCUGUACCGGAUAGGAAAAUAUAUAAAUACAUAUAAAUAUAUCUUGCGUAGUUCUCAAUGGGACAAAACCAUCCAGGCCCGUUUGGAUGCCCCCGCCCAGAGGGAAGAAGUUGCAGCAUCCGUCGGGUUAUUAUUGAUGUCAGAGGAGGGAUAAAUGAGGACAGACUCAUUGGUCUUGGCACGUUACGCAACCUGAAAUGUGUCCCUCUUCGUCAUGCUCUUCAUCUCAGUCCUAAUUGGACUCAUUAGGGGUUUUUUUUCUUGUUUUUUUUGUUUGUUUUGUUUUUCAAAGAUCAUCUUUUGCUAUCAGUUCUGUGAUAGAGAACGCAAACAUCCGUCAGGAGGGAAGAUUGUUCACGUUUUUACAGUCCUAUCGACGACCAGCUUCAGAGAGACAGACUAUAUGAUCACCAUACUUUUUACAGGUUUACAGGAUCCUGCAUUUGGAUUGGACUUUUUGGAGCGCGCUCUCUGGACGAUGUAUCACCACUCAGUUAUUUUUCUAUCAUUCCAGGACUUAAUCUUUUGCUUUCUCAGUUGAGAGAAGAAAAAAAAAGAAGAAAAAGAACAGAAAAAGUCUUUGACACACGUCAGAG